Molecule: messenger RNA, 1536 nt
Organism: Cloeon dipterum
Lineage: Eukaryota; Metazoa; Arthropoda; Insecta; Ephemeroptera; Baetidae
Exons: 12
Coding region: 37-1458 (473 amino acids)
Molecular function (GO): odorant binding
Source: RefSeq, a predicted model, not a curated record
UGGGACGAGGCUUACAAGCGGUGCUGCUCCCUUGGAAUGGACCUCCUUUCAGUCCACAAUCCAGCCAAGCAAUACUGCUUAGGCAACCCGUACAACAACUGGUACACGAAUAUGGCAGACUAUCUGCCUUUUUGGACAGAGGCCUGGACGGCAGGGCGGGAUAUUGAGUCUUGCCGCGGACAAGUGCGUUGGUGCACUGGCUACCUGAACGACUACCUGAAAAAUGACCUGACGUGGAAAAAGGGCCAUGAUCCGAGAUCUGCGAACAACUCGUGCGUCUACAUCGAUUUUGGGGAUCCAGUUGGGCCUAGUCUGGCGCUGGCAGACUGCUCAAAAAAGAAACAGAUCAUUUGCGAGGCGCCCAUGGGAGUCAGUUUCAAAUCAGCGAUGCAUUAUUACGCUUGCAGGAGAAAUUUCAGAGCUAAAGAAAGCGAUGCCGAGAAAAUCUGGAACACUGGUGAUUUGAGCCGAACCAGUUACGCAACCAAAAAAAUGAUACAAUGCCUAGCAGAGCAUAUAGGACUGGUGUACAACUCGACCAAAAUCAAUGAGCGUGUUUACCUGAAAAUGAUGUCCAGGAUGUUUCAUCCCCUUGACGUUGAUUCAAUGAACAAAUCGAUUGAGGACCAAAAGGCGUGGCUCUCGUCGUUCGAAGCCAUUUACGGCUGGAAGAAGGUCAUGAAUUUCGAGGUUGACAUGUCGAAUGACGUGACGGAUGACUAUUACUCGGCCCACUUUGAUCGUGCCGCCGAAAUGAUCAUCAAACUCUACGAAUGCAGAGGAAUCAAAAAAACGAAUGAGGAAACGUUCGCGUUUGACUUCCUGGCGUGUCUCCUUCAGUCCAAAGAAAUGGACCGCUUCUGGAAAGUUUAUGAUUUCAAGUUUGAGCAAGCCAGUGUGAUUCCCGCGGACCACGAUCUAAACACUCCGUGCAUGACGUUUGACGAUUUUUUAAAAAAUACUUCUUUAUGCAUUCCACCGGAUUACUUGCUUCCACUGACCGAAUCUGGGCCUUUUCUCACCCUGGGACCAAUUAACAUAAAAAGGUUCAACACGUCAUCUUUCACCGCGUGUUUGGAGAGGAGGGGCUCGCUGCCUUACGCGAAAACCAAGCAGGAGUUUGAAAUGAUCUACAAAUAUAUCAGAAGCGUGGCUCCGAAUCUGACGAUAAUCUGGGACCAAGGAUUUUUUGACACGCUGUACGAUGAAUUCAUAUGGUGCCGCAGCGAAUUCGGUCCCUCCAGACCAGGGGCAAAUAUUCCGAUCCCUGUCGCCGUGAACGUGACGACGAAACAGGACUUCGUGAUGCUCGUCUCCCUGCCGGGUGCCAAGCCAAAUCUGCACGCCGUCGCCGCCACCGAGCAGCUCAAGUACCAAACCGACGUCUUCUGCCGCUUCCCAGACUACGUCGUGAGCAAGUGCUUGACCAACGAGCGAGCACAGACGUGGGAGUACUAAAUCCUUUUAAAUUCGAAUCGGCAAUUUGAUUUUCAACAUUUAAUUAUAAAUUUUUCAAAUUUUGACUAUGUUAAAGUG